Molecule: messenger RNA, 584 nt
Organism: Eurytemora carolleeae
Lineage: Eukaryota; Metazoa; Arthropoda; Copepoda; Calanoida; Temoridae
Exons: 8
Coding region: 63-569 (168 amino acids)
Source: RefSeq, a predicted model, not a curated record
AGAAAAAGUAUUCUCCGACAGUCCCAUACCCCCUCCCGUCCUAAUUCCUCGAUCCAUAAAGGAUGAGGAGGACGACCAAUAUUAUGAUCCUUGUUGUCGGAGUCUGCUAUGCUGAUGAAUAUUGGAGUGAAGACUAUGAUUCAGGGAAGAAUUGCAAAGAUGAAAAUUUGAUUGUAGAGAUAAAUAAAAACGCAGAACCAGGGUUUUGUGAGGCAGAAUUAGGCAAACUUAAUGAUACAAAGGUGUUCCAAAGCUGUAAACUUAAGCUUUCAAGAACGCUUGCGGGCAGAUGCCAAUCAACUGCAAUAGAUAAGCCUGGAACACUACUGUACUGUGAGAAUCAGAAAUGGACGAUCUGUUGUUCUCACGACUACAAAUGUGUAAAAGACUGGCUGUCAAUCAGUGACAACUUUUCCACAACUGCUGCAACAUAUCUCAAAAAUAAGGACAAAUGGUUGGAGGGGGAGAAAAGUAAGGGCUAUGAAACCUGCCACGCCUUAUAUUCAAGUAUGUACACUGCAAACACGACAAACAAGAAUUUGCAAAGUUUGGAUCCAAGUAUUUGUUAGGUUUGGAUACAAGUA